Molecule: messenger RNA, 402 nt
Organism: Thelazia callipaeda (thelaziosis nematode)
Lineage: Eukaryota; Metazoa; Nematoda; Chromadorea; Rhabditida; Thelaziidae
Source: the annotation of a GenBank genome assembly
AUGGGACUACUGACUAGAAAAAGUAAUAUAGAAUUGGAAGGCCUUUUACUAAAAAUGAAGUCGCGAUGUAAUUUCAAGAGAAGCAAACGAAGACGACAUUUUGGGGAUUUCGAAUUUAAGGUUCGUAAACAAGUGCAAAAAGUCUUGAUGGUACUUGAUGGAUUGGGUGUCCCGUUCAAAGCCAUUGAUAUAACAAUACGAGGUAACGAGAGACAUCGGGAUUUUAUGCGACAAAACGCUGUAAAUGAGCGACACGAUGGCAUUCCAUUGCCACCUCAGUUUUUUGUUGAUGAGAAAUAUUUAGGAAAUUACAUUGAUUUCGAAGAAGCAGUUGAAGACAACCAGCUGCCAGAAUUUCUCCAGCUUGUACCAUCUUCAACAGUGAGAUUGAUUUUUUUAUGA